GUGGCAUUUUGCGGGAAACAAAUUCUUCUUCUUACAUGGUGAAGGAGACGGGUUUCCUGGGAAGCAGGGCUUUGCUUUGGAGCGGCCGUAAAAAAGUUUUAGCGAGGCUUGGAUUAGCAACUUGGCUCCCGCGCUUGUAGAUUCUUGGUGGGCUGUUGGGCUCGCUUGCGAUCCUAAUGGGAUAGUCCGAUGCGUAAGCACUUCCCCCCUCCCAGCCGAGCUCGAGGUCCGAGGAUUUUGGGGAGAUGGGGAGCGGGGGAGAAGAUCCUGUCGCUACUUGUCCGGGGACCUCGUGAUGAUCCUCUGUGUAAAGCCGGUCCCCAGGAAUGUUGAGCGCGGUCCUUUUCGGAAGUGAUAACCAGGUUGUGAAAACGCCAGCCCUCUUUCCGGACACUUUCUAGGGAAAAGUGUUAAACAUGGAUGGUGUAUUCCUCACAGAGGCUAAGGCCAAUUCUGUCUUAAAAAGAUACCCACGGGCUAAUGGAGGUUUGGAAGAAUUUAAAAAAGGAAACAUUGAGCGUGAAUGUUAUGAAGAACGCUGUGAUAAAGAAGAGGCAAGAGAAGCAUUUGAAAAUGAUGAAAAGACGGCAGAAUUUUGGAAAGACUACACAAGUGGACUCCAUGAAGGAAAUAACACAGGACAAAACUGGUACCCAUUUUACCUAACAUUUCCUCUAACCAUUGGCCUUUUGGUGGUGGUUCUCAUUAUAUUUGUCACAUGGAGAUGCCUGUUCCAGAAAAAAACACAUGGACGGUCCAUGUACACACAGAGCAGAAGCAGGGAUGAUACAGGUGACAGAAGCAUUCCUGAUGGGAGAAAUCCCCUCCCUCAGUCAUUCAUCAUUCUUCAUUCUCCCCAAGAAGAAAUGUUUGAAGGCAGUGGACACUCUCCAGGGUAUCUGAGCUAUGCAGAGGGACCUGUGGAUUCCUUGUCAAUCCGGUUGUCAAACUGUGAACCACCACCGUCCUACGAGGAAGUUGCUGGUGAAAACAGCACACAGAGAAAUGAAUUUGCAAAUCAUUUGGAUCCCCCUCCUCAAUAUGAGGACAUUGUGAAUAGUAUUUCAGUACCUCCCAUUACAAUCAAAUGAAGGAGAAAGAUUACAUGCUCCCUUUGUAGAAGCAAAUGAACCCUAAGACAUUUUGGCACUUUAUUGCAGCUUGAUGUUUGUAGAUUUCAAAGGUUUUCACUGUAUUACACCAAUUCUUAUUCUCCAAAUUUGGUUUAUUCUGUGAGAGUUCCCACUUUUGGGGAAACAAAACAGUCUUCAACGCAUAUGUAAGAUUCUAGGUAUGACAUUAUUGUCAGUGGUAUACUUUUUCUAUUAUUGAGAGUGGCACUAAUAAAUAGCUCAGUUAUAAAAAUGGAUUGUCUAAGUAGAUGGCAACACAAGACCUUAUCUAGGCUCAGAAGUUAAGGAGGAUUGGUCUUGAUUUGUAUUUGGAUGGGAGACCUCCAAGGAAUAUCAAGGCUGUAGACUAGACCAGGGAAUUAAGAAAGCAUCUAGAGGGCAAUGGCAAACCACUUCUGUAUUGCUGCCAAGAACACUAUAUAAACGGGUCCAUGAAAUCAUCAGAAGUCAAGUGUGGCUUGAAGAAGACUUUAUCUUUACCUUGAACAAAAUGGAUUAGUAUAGCGAGAAAUGCUAACAUUUUUCCCCCUUGAAAUGAGUAUUUUUGGAAACCUUGCAUAGCAGAAACAAGCAACUCAUCUAAUACGAAUAGUCACACUUGUCUCUAAAUGCUUCUACUUGUUAUGGUGAACACACUACUGUAAUUAAAACUGAUGUAUCGGUUAACUAUAUUCAAGCACAUAUAUUUUGAUCCUUCAGAAGAGUGCUAAAGAAUUUUUGUAAUGCUUUGAUCUACACUCCCAUUUGUAAGCCCUCUUCAGGCUUUAUGAUUCUGGAGAACUCACCAUGUUCUCUCCUGGCUGACAUCACUCUAAUGACAAUGGCUUCUCUUCAGUAGGCUGUACACUGAAUAUAAAUGUUUGCAGAAGAAUAGUCACACUGAUUUGCAUCUCAGUAAGGUCUGUAAUGGCACAUGUAAAAUAACUGCUUUUCCCAAUAAACUUUCUUCCAAAAGUCACUUACGUAAAAUGAAUGAAUUCUUUAGGCAGCCAGUGUCAUUGGAGUGACAUCAGCAAACAAAAAAACUUUUAUGAUGACCCCUCCAGUUUAGAUAAGGCCUGAACAGAGUUAGAAUGGUAAUCAGUAUUAACAUAUCUAUCAAUUUCCUUUGUACAGUAAGCAAUGAACUGAAUAAGAAAUGGCAAGCCAAAUAAAUAAAAGGUUUGAGAUUAAAAAAAGAAAAUGGAAAUACAUGUAAAAAUUAGUAUACACCAUCUCCAUUCACUAUACUGCUCCACUCCUGUCUUUGCAAACCAUCUUUGUUUCCACCCCUUCCAUACAUUGCUUCAUACAAUGCCUUUUUUUAAAACUUUUCAGUGGUCUUUUCUGAGAUUCAGUGGUCUUUUUUUGACAUCAGUUCCAUCUAACCACAACUUUCUCAGUCUUCCCCUUCCUCUGGACCAUUCAUUUUUCAUUCAUUUAUUUGUUUUGUGAUUCAAACCCCAUUUAUUCUCUCUGUGUGAUCAAACGACAUCAAAGUACUUCUUUCGCACUGUUCAUUGACUUUUAUAUUCAAUACACAUUCAUUCAGCACUUAGACAUUCUUGACUGUAUCUCUUCUUAUUUUGCCAUAUACAUUUCUAAAGCACCGAUUCCCAUGUAUUCGGCAUUUAUGUUUCUUCUGACAAACCCAACUCUUACUUCCAUAUAACAAAGGGGCAAAAGCAUGCUCUUAUAUACAUCCAUUUUCAUUUCUUUCAACAAACAUUCUCUCAACAGAUGAAAUAUUAGGUACUACAUUUCUGUCAAUAUAUCUUAAAAUUUCUCUGUCCAUUUUCCCAACUAUUCUCCUUUGAAGAAGGAGGAAGUUGUAUGUUAUUAAUGCACAAUGAGAACUGUUCCUAUAGAAAAACUCCUGUAGGGAGCUUUCAUUGUUUAAAUUACAGGAAAUAUAGUAAUUGGCUUCACUGAAGGAGGUUGUUUUUAUUUUGUUUUGUUUCUUACAUCUUUUUCUGAGAUUAGCACAUUUAUUUGGUAAUCCCAGCAUUCUGCUUACCUCUGGCAAGUGGAAAUGUAUCCGAUCAGUAUUUGGUUGCAUUUCAGCAACUUGUACUACUUGGUAUUACUUUUGUGCCUUAAAGUUAGGGUGGCCUAUUGGUCUGGGUUACAGCAUAGCCUAGGUGUACUUUUUUCAACACCGAACUUCUCUUAAGAUCCUCUGUUUUCUAUGUUUACGCAUGUUUUUUGUUUUGCACACUAAGAGAAUUUUUUAAUCAAAGUUUUUGAAUAUUGGAGAACAAAUUGUUUUAGAAUAGUGAAGCUGCUUUCUAGUCAGUUAAACAGAAGUUUGCUUCAGAAUUUGGCUAUGGAUAAAACCUGAGCCAAAAAGAGUUCUGAAGAGUACUGCUUCUUCCUUGUUGCUAAUCUUCCCCCGCCUCUUCAUCCAAGAUUGUAAAAAGAUGAUGAAAUAUGUGUUUCUUUUCUCUCAUUUAUGUGUAAGAGUAUUUUCACUUGUAUUCCUUUUUCUGAAACUCCAUAGUUUUGUUUCAUUCUUGAGCAGCUUGAAAGAAACAAGAAAUUGAAAUAGUAUAUGCAGAAAGGAGGAGGAAACAAAAUUCGUCAUCCCAUGUCUGCUUUCAUUUCUUUUUGUCCAUAUCUUCUGCUAGCCUUUGUCAUCUAAGUGUCUUCCAAAAAUGAUGCACUGCUGGCUGGGGAUUCACAGGAGCUGAUCCAACACAUCUGGGAGGGCAUGAACAUGAGUAAUUUCAGGUUAGCCUGCCAGAUUCCCAUACUUUCUGAUAGUUGAAGGCAUGUUGUUUUAAUGGAAUGAGAGCUAGAGAGGACAGUAGGUAAUUUUUUCUCAGAUGACGUAAUUCUCAUGUAUAUCUAUAUUGAGUUCAGAAUUUGACUUGUUUAACUACAUUUAAUGCACAGACAUUAAAUGUGUCUGAAUAAUGCAGGUUGCAUUCCAGAUCCAAAUAUUUGUGGGAAUUGUGUGUUCCAGAGAAUGCUGGUUGGCAGGGAGGAUGCCCAGAUCCUAAAAGAAACAAUUAUCUGCAGCAUACUAAUGAAACUUGAGGAAAUCACUAGUUUGCCCUGGCACAGACUCUGUGUGUAUUUGAGCAAAAGAUGUAUACUGUAGCUCUCUUAAUUUGGAUUAUUAAGUUAUAGAUAUAAAUCUUGGAGGUUUAUUAAUAUAUCAAGUGGUUUCAGUACUAUUUCAAAUAUUAAGGCUUCAUUUUAUUAUGCUAGUAAAGAAUUUCGUUAUAGGAGCUAGUAAUAGUGGUAAAGCCAAAAGGGCAAUCCAUGACCCUCCAUAUGUUGUUCCAGAUAAUGCACGAUUAGCCACAUUUGCUAGCACAGAGGAGAGUGGAAUUCUUUAAUGGCUUGAGGGCUGUGUGUGCAUUCCUGCUAUAAGAGACCUGUGUGCGUGUCCCUCGGUUCUUGAAAGUAAUUGAACAUAAUCAGAUUCUGAGAAUGGGUGUCCUCCUUGUCGAACAUCAUUUUGCAGUGUUCAGAGAACCAGUUACAAUGUAGUACCAUGUUUUGCUUGCCUGUGUUUUUCUUCUAAGCUUUCAUGGGGGGUAGGAAUAAGAUGUCUUGAACUCUAGAAUGUGUGUGGUGAGCAUAGAACCAAAUGAUAUUAUUCUGGGCAGAAUAAAAAUGAAUAUAGAUCUGAUAUAUUCCUUCACUACACUCAUUCAUUCUCUGCCUCUAUACCUUUUUUUUUUUCCUGGUCACACUUUGGCAUCCCAUUUGCAUUUUUAUCUUCUGUGUGUUUCUUAGUUGUUGGUCCAAGUAAUUAAUUAAUUGGGAUAAGGUAAUUACAGGAUUAAGAAGCAUACAUGUAAGGCUCUUCAAGUUUUUAUGCUGUGGUCCAAGUACCAGGGGGAGGGAGGGAGACAGAGAGAUGGGAGUUGCUUUUGUGUCAUACAUAGGUGACAAGGAGACAGGGAAAAUAUAUUUUUCUGCUUCAGGUAUUGGAAUAUUUAAGAACAACCUUUCAGUAAAUCAACUUGUAUCUCUAUCAGGGGCACAUUUCAUAUAAUUACAAAGGCAAUGUAUCAGUUUUCUCUCCCAUCCUACUCCACUAGUAAGUGUGUGGAAAGCAUUGCGGACAAUUAAAUGUGGAUCAGCUACUUUUCAUAUAUUGGAUAGAAAUUGUUUCCUUAAUUCAUAUUAGCAAAGAACAAGUAAUACUUGUAUUUUAGAGUGGGGCAAUUAACCUAGCUUGCAUUGUGGGUAAAAUCAGCAUAUUUUAAUGAAAAAAUCUCAUAAGCCUUUCUAGUGCCCAAAAUGCCAUAUUAAUCUCUUAUCAGACCAGGAUAAAUGCAGUAUAUGUGCAUGACAUAAAGCGAGUUGGUAUCUUUUAGGCCAUGUUAUUUUCUUUUAAAUAAUAGUACAAGUGGGAGGUCCUAACAUUGGUGCUCCAGAGACUCAUGUUUGUUCAUCACAGCAUGAUAAUGCAAAGCAAGAGUUCAUUUUUCUGCCAGGCUGCCUCGUGUGUGAUUUACAAACAUCACUUUGGAUGGAGGAACGAUAACUUUAGUGUUCAGGCAAUUUCUGCUGUUCACCUUUCUGUUGCUGCUCACCAAUAAACAUACAAAUCUCUGGCUUUAUAGAACAAGUCAGAUUUUUCUCAUCCAAUUUAGAUAUAUUUUCCUUCAAUCAUACUGAUUCCACUUCUUUGAAAUAUUGAAAAUGAUGCUUCCAUUGAGCUUUAUUUUUAUGCUUUGCCUUUUUGUUAUCCCAAUGUAUGAUGAUUUAUAUAGCGCUUUUAUUGUUCAUUAUACCUAAACUAUUUUGAAAUAGAAUAAUUGCCUUCCAAGAGAACAUAUAGUAGAAUGUGCACCCUCACUUAAUUUUUAUAGAUGUUUGAACUUAUGUUUUCUGUUGACUGUUAAAAUGGCCAAGAUGAUAUAUUCCAUGUGUGGACUAUAACAGUAGCAUUAUUUUGAACACCUCUAAAGACUUCUAAAUGUUCUAAACACUAAUAAAGCUCUAGAAGC
Messenger RNA from Python bivittatus (Burmese python), 6082 nucleotides. It is a transcript of the gene PRRG1, whose product is annotated as proline rich and Gla domain 1. NCBI's taxonomy places the organism in Eukaryota, Metazoa, Chordata, Lepidosauria, Squamata, Pythonidae. Gene Ontology annotation, molecular function: calcium ion binding. Gene Ontology annotation, cellular component: extracellular region. The record is from RefSeq and is a predicted model, not a curated record.